AUGGAAACUAAACAUUUCAACGUCUUGGUAUCGACAUUCCGUGGAUUAGGACUACCGCCAACCAUCGUCCUACCCGUGCAACCUUCAACGACAGUCACAGCUUUUCGCCAUCACCUGAACGAGCAUCUGCCUGAUACUGCUUCAAGAUUCAUUCUCACCACCCUAUCAAACAAGCAACUCCUCAAUGAAUCCGAUAUACCACUCUCUUCAUAUCUCUCCACAGAAGAUGACGACUUUCUUUCCUUGCGACUUAGUAUCCCUCUUUGCGGUGGCAAGGGUGGUUUCGGAUCUCAGCUGCGAGCAGCUGGUGGACGCAUGUCAUCGCGGAAGAAGAAAACACAGGACGACAAUGGUUCGAGCCGUAACCUGGACGGCCGAAGACUAAGAACCGUCAAUGAAGCCAAAGCCCUCGCUGAAUAUCUCGCAAUAAAGCCUGACAUGGACAAGAAGGAAAAAGAAAAGCGCCGCGCCCGGUGGCAAGAUAUUGUGCAGCAAACCGAGGCCAAAGAGGCAGAAAUUAAAAAUGGAGGAAAGAGCAUGAUUGAUGGACAGUGGGCCGAAGACAAAGAGGAAAGUAGCGAGCGGACCAGAGACGCGGUCCUAGCAGCAAUGAAGAGCGGCAAUUAUACCGAUAACCUCUUCAGCAGCUCACACGGUUCGAGCUCUGCAGCACCAGGCGAGAGUCCAUCCGACAGCGAUGAACAGUCUCGCGCCAGCUCGAAGGAAUCACCGCCACCGACACAACCUGCAACGGAUAGCAAGGGGAAGGGCAAGGCUCGUGCUUUUUUUGGGUUUGACGAGGAUGACGAGUUUAUGAGUUCCGAUGACGACUCAGACGACAAUGCAGCGAAAUAA
Molecule: messenger RNA, 855 nt
Organism: Beauveria bassiana ARSEF 2860
Lineage: Eukaryota; Fungi; Ascomycota; Sordariomycetes; Hypocreales; Cordycipitaceae
Product: ubiquitin family protein
Exons: 1
Coding region: 1-855 (284 amino acids)
Cellular component (GO): nucleus
Source: RefSeq, a predicted model, not a curated record